Molecule: messenger RNA, 2584 nt
Organism: Archocentrus centrarchus (flier cichlid)
Lineage: Eukaryota; Metazoa; Chordata; Actinopteri; Cichliformes; Cichlidae
Product: zinc finger protein 239-like
Exons: 3
Coding region: 162-1109 (315 amino acids)
Biological process (GO): regulation of transcription by RNA polymerase II
Molecular function (GO): RNA polymerase II cis-regulatory region sequence-specific DNA binding; DNA-binding transcription factor activity
Source: RefSeq, a predicted model, not a curated record
AGAAGGAGCCGUUCAUCCGGAGGAGAGCAGCAGCUGCUCCGCUGGUGUCGCGGGUUUCGAAGAGUUUAAAGUUGCAGCUUCUUCAGUUUCUCUCGGUUUGUGGCCCGGACUCCUCUAAAGGUGAUCGGGAGAAGAGUCUGAAGGAGCAGCUCAGGAAUAAAAUGUUUUCUCCGUUAGAGAUCCAUGUAAAGCAGGAGGAAACUGUAAAAAGUGAACCAGAGCCUCAGCUCUCUGACACUGACAAAGGUCACCCAAAGACAGAGAAACUACAGAGCGAUGACCCCUGUGGGAAGACAUUUAACACCGGGAGACGGCCCAGAAGACGCCAACACGUCCACGGUGGGGACGGACGGAUUAGCUGUGACCAGUGUGGAAAGUCUUUUACUCAGAUGAGUCACUUAAAAUCACACAAGCUCAUCCACAGUGGGGAUAGACCCUUUAGCUGUACGCUGUGUGGAAGGUCUUUUACUCAGAGGAGUCACUUAAAAACACAUCAUCUCAUCCACACUGGAGUUAAACCGUACAGCUGCAACCAGUGUGGAAAGGCUUUUGCUUACCAUAGUAACUUAAAAACACAUCAGCUCAUCCACACUGGUGUCAAACCGUUCAGCUGUGAUCAGUGUGGGAAGUCAUUUACUCGGAUUUGUCACUUAAAAACACAUCGGCGCAUACACACUGGAGUGAGACCGUUCAACUGUGGCCAGUGUGGAAACGCUUAUAUAGCCCUCAGUCACUUAAAAAGACAUCAGUUAACCCACAGUGAGGUUAAACCAUAUAUCUGUGGUGAGUGUGGACAGUCUUUUAAGGACAUUAGUGACUUAAAAAUACAUCAGUACGACCACGCUGGAGUUAAACCAUUCAGCUGUGAUCAGUGUGGGAAGUCUUUUACUCGGAAUAAUAUGUUAAAUAGACAUCGACUCAUCCACACUGGAGUUAAACCGUUCAGCUGUGAUCAGUGUGGGAAGUCUUUUACUCUCCUUUGUAACCUAAAAACACAUCAGCGCAUCCACACUGGAGUUAAACCUUUCAGCUGCGAGCAGUGCGGAAAGUCUUUCACUCAAAUGGGUCAUUUAAAAAGACAUCAGUUCAUCCACAUGGAAGACUUUUAGCUGUGAUCAGUGCUGAAAGUCUUUUGCUCAUAAGGGAAUCUUUUGAGUAAGCAUUGCUCCAUGAUCAUUGUAGAAAAACCUUCAGCCUGCAAAGUACUUUAAAAACAGAGGAAUUAAUCCAAGAUUGAACUCUCAGAUUCUCGUCUCCAGUGCCCUGCCAUAGACCUUCCCAGGGAGGCUGGGGAGUGUGAUCCCCUUGAAGCUGGAGAACACCCUCCACUCCCCUUCCUAUGAAAAAGGUGAACCAUUACCCGAGUCUAGAGAUGGCGCCCCAGGCCUACAUACAGUGCUGCAGUCCCAGAACAUCCAGGGCCUGAAGAACUCAGGGUGAAUGUUUUCUAACCCAGGGUCCUCGCCACAGAAGAGUUGUUUACUUACUUCACUGACCUCACCCCCAGGGACGGCCAAAUUUCCCAUCUCGUCUCUAGACUCUGCUGACAUUUGUUUACUGCCAGACCUGCAGUCCCACAAGCUAGCCUGAUAACGCUUCAGCCUGAUAACGCUUCAGCCUGAUAACGCUUCAGCCUGAUAACGCUUCAGCCUGAUGGCUUCCUUCCUAUUGCAUGGCACUGAACAGGAGUAGCCCUCCAAUCUCAUUGUACAUCCUGUAUAAUGACAAUAAAGGCAUUCUAUUCUAUUCACGUUUGGUGUCCGCCAUCUGAUUUGGAGAUUAGUGAUGAUGGGUACCAACCACCUUCAGCUUCUCUUUUCACCUGUGUCCAAGAAAUGCAGCUGCAUAUCUGAUGAUGAUCUACGACCUGGGGUGUCCUGCUGCCACGGUAUUCAUUAUGGACAAACUGAUUGGCACAGAAGUCUGAUAACACUUGGGUUUAGGUCAGUCUUUGAAGUCACUCAGUAGGACUCAGACUCCCCACUGAGGAACUCCAUGAAGCCCGGGUACUACAAACCUUUCUUCCAGCACUCGUGCACAGACGAGAGUCAGGACCCGUUCCCCGAUCCAAAGGCACAGGGAUACAAGUAUACCCACUCCUGCCCAUUGCUACUCCAUGGAGGCCACUCCAGAGUGGAACAAAGUCCAGACCCUCUCCAGGAAGCUGGUCCCAGAGUUGCCUAUACAUUGAGCCAGACUAUUUAUAAUUGGUGUAGCUCGUAGGGGUUUUCUGUCUUCUGACCCCUCACCCAGGACCAGUUUUCUUUGGGAGAUCCUGCCAAGGGCAAAUUGCCCCCAGUUACGAAGUUCCUGGGAUCACUAGGACACACUGACUUCCUCACUACAAUGAGGUGGAGAUUUAUGGAGGCCGGACUCUCAAAAUCCUCCAUUACAGUAAUGUAGAGCUCUUAGUCUCAACUUUUCUGCUCGUAACCGAACUGUCCAAUUAAAAAGCAGCAAAAUUUGAUCAGCUGCUCUUCAUUGUUAUAUCAUAAAUGUAGUGGUAAGUUAUCAAAAGUGGAAAAAAAAAAAAAAAAAGGUUUGUGUUGGAUAAUUGUUUUGAAAAUUGGAAACAAUGUAAAAU